GCUUUGCCUCUGCUUCAAAAUGGCGUACCAUUCUGCAAAGAAACUUGACGAUCUCCGCUUCAAAGAUGACGGCCUUUCCACUCUCACUUCAGAAGAGCAAGAGAAAGUCGAACAGCUGGUGGGAAGAAAUUAUACUGCGUACUUUCGAGUCAAAAGUCUAGACCCGGAAGUGCCACUAUUCCGCCAGAAACACGUUCACUACCUCAAGCGAGGUCUGCAUCAUCUGUCUGAAGCUUAUGAAUGUUUGGACGCCAGCCGACCUUGGCUUUGUUACUGGAUCUUACACGGGCUGGAACUACUCAAUGAGUCAAUAACUCCUGAAGAAAUCUCUCGAACUGCUGAUUUUUUGAGACGCUGUCAAUAUCCUUCUGGGGGCUUUUCAGGGGGGCCACAACAAGUUCCUCAUCUUGCUCCUACAUAUGCAGCUGUUUGCGCGCUCUGCAUCCUGGGGACGAAGGAGGCUUAUGACAUCAUCGACCGACCUAAGCUGAAGUCUUUCUUGCUGAGUCGCCGUACAGCUGAAGGCGCAUUUACAAUGCAUCGCGAUGGUGAGGUAGAUAUCAGAGGUGCAUACUGCGCUGUAGUUGCAGCGUAUCUUACAAAUAUCGUCACCCCAGAUUUGUUUGAGGGGACAGCAGAGUGGAUCACCAAAUGCCAGAGUUAUGAAGGUGGAUUUUCAGGAGAACCUGGUUUAGAAGCCCAUGGGGGAUAUACCUUCUGUGGAUAUGCGGCAUUGGUUUUGUUGGGUAGACAGGAUUUAAUUGAUAACAAGCGUCUACUUCAUUGGGUGGCGAGUCGGCAGAUGCGUCUUGAGGGUGGUUUCCAAGGGAGAACCAAUAAACUGGUAGAUGGCUGCUAUUCUUUCUGGCAAGGUGGAAUAUUUCCUUUGCUUCAUACCGUUCUUGGUGCUACUACAGAUGGAAACUCACUGAGUAAUGAGAAAUGGAUGUUUGAUCAAGUUGCUCUUCAAGAUUAUUUGUUGAUGAACUGUCAGCUUCAUCACGGAGGACUUGUUGACAAACCUGGAAAAUCACGUGACUUCUAUCACACAUGCUACUGCCUCAGUGGUUUGUCUGUGGCUCAACACUUUGUCAACAAGAAUCAAAGCAAUCUAACCAUAGUAGGAGGACAAGAGAAUCAUCUGGCUCCCAUUCACCCAGUAUUUAACAUCGGUGUGCAUUGUGCAGCCCAGGCUUUGGCAUACUUCAGGAAACAGCCACUUCUGUGAGAGAAAUCUUAUUGGAAUUGACGAUCAUUUAGUUUUAUUUUAUAGCAAUUAAUUCAAAUUGACCUUAUUUUGUUGGCUCCAUUUAUGAGUACUGUUCUGUUUUAGGUUAUACAAUAUCAAUAUACUGUCUAGAGGACAGCAGGGCUGUCACUAAGGUUUCAAGUUGUUGGGUAUAUCAGUGAGUAUGUUUAGCAGGAGAGACACGCGCAUCUCAAUGACGGAUAUUUCAUACUAUAACUGGUGAUGUAAAAUCUGUCCAGAAUUUGGUCAGGAGCCCUCUAUACACUGUUAAUAGUUAUUGUUUACAAAUGACAGACAAGAGACAAAAGGUCACAAAAGUCAAAUGUAAAUGUGAUGAAUCUACUACAAAACAUUCAUUAUUCGUGGAAUACAUUGACAGGGUAUAUUCUUCUUCAGAAGAAACAUUUGAGUGUUACUGCAGCUCAUUUGCAGAAGAACUCAAAAAACCAUAAUAGACCAGAAGAGACAUAAACAUGAACAAAUUUACAUUUCUACCAGAGUAAUUAUGUAAACAUUGAGUGACGUACUUAGAAGGGAGUUUCUGUCAUUGAGGCGCAGAUGUCUCUUGGGUGAAACAUCCCUAGCAGUGAGAAUCAAGGAGUGACAGUUGUAUUUCCAGGCAAUCCGGUUUGGGCACCAACUUGGGCUGUCUGUAAUGACAGACUUGGAGGUAUGUAUACUCCACCCAGCAAACACUAAGUAAAGGUAAAAGGAAGUGGAUAUUUUGUACAACAGCCAUUGCAGUAAUAACAAACAAAAAUAGUGUGUUGUUUUACUUAUCAGUGAAAUUUGUCUUUCACAAUAUUGCCUUUGCUCUUCCGUUAUUUGUAUUUUCUUUGGGAUGAAAGUGCAUCCCUUUUGAAAUAAUAAUUAAUUAUUGGAAUUGUUUUGAAACAAAAACAAAACAAGCUUUUUUUAUCAAGUGUGUAAGUUCAUUUUAGCUGAGCAUUCAAAUAGAACUUUUUUAUAAGAACUAUUAAGAGCAAACAAUUUUAUUAUUAUGGAUCAAGGUUAAGGCUGUGCUAUAGUGGCGCCUGGUGGUCCCUGGUACCUAUCUUUUGCCCUUGGAUUUCUAGAAAAUCUUUUUUUUUUCUUUAAAGAAAUGCUGGGCACCCUAGUUUUUCAGUUUUCAUAGAGCCCAGCCUUAAAGAUAGUCAUCAUGGUUUGUGGGGAAGAAGUCCCCACCAAUGAUCAGUGAACUGUAAUGGCUUAAAACUUCACAAAACAUGAUCUGUGGAUUUUACUGGACUAAAAUUAUUUAAAUAUCCAUGUUAGAAAAUGUAAUGGCAGUUUUCAUAAUACCAGCUCUCUAGGCACAUGAAAAGAUCAUCAGGAGGGUUUGUGAAGAAGGUCUACAGUAAAACCCACAAGUAAGAACCUGAAAAUUAAGAACCUGUUAGCCUAAAAUUUGCCAUUUAUACCCCCUAUAAACAAGAACCUGUUUAGAAAAUGAAAAACGUAGAAAAUGAAAAACAGGUUCUUAUGUUUGAAAGUCAUAUUAGGGAAAGCAGCUGCAAAACUGUGCAAGAAUCCUGUUUGGAGAAUUAGGAACUUGG
Messenger RNA from Porites lobata, 2805 nucleotides. The record is from the annotation of a GenBank genome assembly. NCBI's taxonomy places the organism in Eukaryota, Metazoa, Cnidaria, Anthozoa, Scleractinia, Poritidae.